CCUGACUCUUUUUUUGGAGGUUGAUCAAACGUCACCCGGAAGAAGGGAUGUGGAUUGUUUAUCUCCUCAUUGAACUCGGGGCGUGUAAGACGUCCCACAAGCUAUGGAUGCUACGCAGGUCAUCAAUGACUCCAUCUUAGAGUCAGAUGAGGAGGACCACGAAGAGAAACCAAACAGUGGCCGGAAACCUUUAGCUAAGCUGUGCAUCUUGAAGAAUGACCACAUCCCUGAAAGAGACUUCCCCCUUUUUGUGGGCGAUAACGUGCUUGGUCGGGACCCCAGCACCUGUACUCUGCCCUUGCCGGCACCUUCUGUAUCCAAGCAGCACGCCACCAUCAGCAUCUCUGUCUACCGGAGACGAGGAUCCCAUAUUAGAGUUGAUAUGGAAGCUUUGGUUUGGGAUCUGGGCAGCAUGAACGGUACCCGAAAGGGGCGCCGAAAGUUGACUCCGAAUGUACGCUACUCUCUCAGCGAGGGUGACCGCCUGGUGGUGGCGGACAUCCCGUGUCAGUACAUCACCUGUGAGGACGCCGGGAUUCCUGAGAGCAGGACAGCAGGCUUGAACUUCAGGUAUCCAGAUACUUCCAUAGAGAAACAAGUUAAGGUGAGGGCCAGUGGAAGCACAAAUGCUUCAGUUGGGCCAUCACUACUUGAUGGAGCACAGAAGACUCCUGCAGAGACUACUCCAGUCCAGUUGCAGAGGAUGCUGGUCCCGGAAUCUGACUCUGACUCGGAUGGAGAGAUUCAGGGGCAAAGAGAGGGCAGAUACAAGUCUAUAGGUUCAGAUUCAGACUCUUAUAACCGCAGUGCCACCUUCCUGAGUCCUACAAACAAUAUAGUCCCUGAAAGUGAGGAUGAAAGCCUGAUCACACUGUCGUCCUCCGCCAGAGAGAAGCCCUACAGACAUGUCAGCUUCAGCAAAGAGCGUGACAUAAUCUCGCCUGUGACUGUAGAUGACAGUGAUGAAGGGGAAGGCGCUGUGGUAAACGGCCCGACACCAGGAGGGAUGAGGCUUGAGGAGAAAAAACAUGGUGUGCAGGAGCAGCCACAAAGCAAUGCAAGCUUUAUGGGAGAAGGAUUGCUGCAAGUGUCCACAAGCACUGUGAUCCCUGAUUUUAACGUGGACAGUGACACUGAUGUGGAGGCGGAAGCAGUCCAGUUUCACAUGGACAGCGAUACAGAUGUGGAGGAUGAUGGUGAAGCUGGACGCCUUGAGGGGACUGAUGCUGAUGUGUCACAUGAUGCUCCGAAACUAGAUUUAGCUCCUCCAGUGCUGCUGGAUGACUUCCAACUAGACAGCGACACAGAUGUGGACGAGGGGGCUGACAACACCAGCAGAGACGAAACCCCCUCCAGGCUAGACUUAAAGAUGGGGGACUUGUCAGAGUCAGAUGAUGAUCAGGGCCCUGCCUUUAAUACACAUCCUGAUGUCAGAGGAUCAAACUGCAAUAAUGUGCCUGUUGCAGUCAUUCCGGCUGACACUAACAUAGCGGCUUCCGAGUCUGCAGACACAGAUGUGGAUGAGUGCAAUGCGCCCUCUGCUGGAUGUGUCCGUGGACAGGACAGCAAAACAGACAUGGAGGACAAAAUGCCAAAUCUUCCUGGGAUAAAAACAUCUGGGUUGCAUGAUGCACUUCUACAGAACUGCUCUACUCCUGUGCAAGAAAGAGACGUGGAGAUGAUGGAGACCCAAGCCUUCCUUAGUCCUGUUCAGAGUUCAUUUAAACGUGCAGUGAGACCAACGGAUUUGUCUUCAUGCUCAGACAGCCUGGAGGAUGAGGACUUUGUCGUGGCCGAGACGCAGCCUUUCAUCAUUCAGACACGAGAGCAGGUCCAGGGUGGCCUCCGUGACGACAGCCAAGCAUCAGAACAUAAUUCCUCGGGUGAAAACGUAGAAGAAUUACCGAGCGGAGCGGCAUCUUUCCAACUGGGGUUGUCCGAUAGCAGCCACCUACAAAGUCAUGCCCAUGCCCAUGCCCUGGCCAUGGAGAGCACCCAGGCUUUUGUCUCUGUGAGUGUGGCAGAUACACAAGCAUAUGGAACACCAGCUAGGACAUCCCACAGGGAUGAUUUUAACAUGGAGGCCACGCAAGCCUAUGAGGAGCCUGCAAAGAGUCCAGUUCGUCAGGAAGAGCUGGCUUUACAAGAAACACAAGCCUAUCUUUCACAACCAUACAAUGGGUCUGAAGAUGACCCAGAGGAAGAGACCCAACCUUUGGACUUGCCCACCUCUUCUCCUACCUUAGCAGUGCCUGAAACCCAACCUGCCUUAAUAGAAGCCCCAACUACAAACAAGGUUGCAUCUUUGCCAGAUACCAGAGAUCAGAUACCAAAAGAAAUGAACUUAAUGGAAGAACACAAGGAGGCGGUUGGAGAAACUUGUGAUGAGGCUCAACCUAUUCCUGAAACUCAACUGGUAAAUAUAAGCGAGGAUGAAGACUCCAUUCCAAUAGUACGGAAAAGAAAAGCCAAGCAACUUCAGCUCGAAGACGAGACCCAACCGUUGAUGAGUGGCGACUUUUCUGCAGCAGAGACCCAGCCCACGGACCUAGGUCAGAUUCAGCCAAUACCCACAAGUCUAACUGAAGAGAGUGAUGAAGAGGACCCAAGUCCUGGCUUGGUCCAGCUUCAAAAACAGGAGAAAUACACAACAGGUUUGGCUGUUGAUACCCAGACUGUGACCCAGCUUGUGGCUACAUGCGAUGAUGAUGAUGAUGAUGAUGAAAGCGAUGGGGUGGAAUCAAGUCCAGUUUUACAGCCCCAACCUUUGUCUAGUUGCGAUGUUCCUGUAGCCGAGACCCAGCCUAUUGGUACUCGCCACAAUGAGGAACGUGAUGAUGACGACUCCAUUCCUGGCUCACAUAAAAUGAAGGCGCAACCUAUUCUGAGUUCCAAUGGUGCGGCUGUGGAAGUGCAGCCUAUGACCGUAGCGGCAACCCAGCCUAUGGCGAUAAGUGACAAUGAUGAAACCGAUGAUGAGGACUCGAUUCCAAUCCAAUAUAAUAAAAGAAAAGCAAAGCCGCUACAGCUUGAAGAAGAGACACAACCCUUGAUGAGUGGUGACUUUUCUGCAGCCGAGACCCAGCCCAUGGACAUAGACCAGACUCAGCCUAUACCCACUAGUCGAACCGGGGAGAGUGACAGUGAGGCUCCAAUUCCUGGCUUAGUACAACCUCAGAAAGAGAAGCAAUUCAUUCUAUGUUUAGCUGUUGAUACUAAUCCUUUGAAUGUAGCUGUGAUUCAGCCUAUAAGUGAUGAUGAUGAACAUGAUGGGGAGGACUCGAUUCCAGUUUUACAUCAUAAUAGAAAAGCGAGGCCACUUGAAGAGACCCAACCUUUGACUAGUUGCGAUUUUUCUUCAAGUGAGACCCAGCCCAUAGCUGCGAGUCGCACAGAGGAAAAUGAUGACGAGGACCCCGUUCUUGCCUCACAUGAAAAAGUGUCUAGUUCUAACGAUGUGGCUGUGGAAGUGCAGCCUAUGACCGUAGCGGCAACCCAGCCUAUGGCGAUAAGUGAUAACGAUGAAACCGAUGAUGAGGACUCGAUUCCAAUCCAAUAUAACAAAAGAAAAGCAAAGCCGCUACAGCUUGAAGAAGAGACACAACCCUUGAUGAGCGGUGACUUUUCUGCAGCCGAGACGCCGCCCAUGGACUUAGACCAGACUCAGCCUAUACCCACUAGUCGAACCGGGGAGAGUGACAGUGAGGCUCCAAUUCCUGACUUAGUACAGCUUGAAGAAGAGACACAACCUUUGACUGGUUGCGACAUUCCCGUAACAGAGACCCACGUCAUAACUCCAAGUCCCGUUGACAGGAGUGACAGCGAGGGUUUGAUUCCGGUCUUGGUACAAAUUCAAAAAGAGACUCAAUCUAUUAUGUGUUCUAACGGUUCGGCCAUAGAAGAGCACUCUACGACUGUAGCCCCGACCCAGCCUAUGACUUCAAGUGAAAAUGACCCUCGUGAGAAUGAGGAAGAAGAGACACAACCCUUGAUUAGUUGUGACUUUCCUGCAGCUGAGACCGAGCCCACGGCUGCCAGUCAAACCAUGGAGAGUGAUACAGAGGACCUUAUUCCUGCCCUACCUAAAGAUGAAAUCCAGCUUCAGAUUGAGACGGGACCCACAUCGAGUUUGAAUGUAGCUGUCACCCAGCCUAUGGCUACAAGUGAAAAUGAGGAUAGUGAUGAUGAGGACUCUAUUCCAGUCUUAAGCCAUAAUAAACAAACAAAGCAGCAACAGGAGGAGACUCAGUCCCUCAGCAGCACUCUUGAAUUACUGCCCGACGUUUUGAGCCUAAAAAGUCAGCGAGAAGAUGGGGAUAAAGGCCAAAGGAGUAGCGAUGAUGACAUUUCAGUAGCUCCAAGAAAACCCCAAGCGGAGGAGCCUCAGUCGCUUGAGAUAUCUGCUCUCGGGGAUGGAUUAGGUCGAGAGGAAGAAGAGCCUGCAACUCAGCCUGUUGACACAUCUGAAGAUGAGGAACUGGACAGCGAGAUUUUUAUUCCGGGCCCACGUAGACGAAAAGUCAAACCACUGCAGUUUGAAGAUGAGACACAGUCGUUAUUGGAUUCUACAAGUCAGUCAACAGAAAAUGAACCAGGUUCACUACUUCAGAGAGGAACCGAAGAUGAUGUUGGAACUAGCAGCACCGCUGUUGGACACUCAAGAACAACACAAGAGGAGGAAGACACAGAAAAUAGAGAUAUCAGAAGAACUAAAGCUAGAGGAAAGUCUGUAAAAUCCAGGUCUGUGAAGGAAAAUAUGGAAAAGGCAAAGUUGCAGCAGACCAAGGACCAUCAACAGAACAAUGGGGAGCAUCAAAGCAUCCAAGUGGAAAUAUUGGAAAGCAAGAUAAACGGAGACGAGAUUCGGGAACCUGAGAGAAAGGAGAAUGAAGAGCAGGAAAGACUACAAAAAGAAAUUGCAGAGUCUCAAAAAAGGGAAGAACGAUUGGAAGCGGCCAUUGAAGAAGAAAUAUGUGAGAGGGAGAGGACGGAGCUGAAGAUUGAAGCCGAAGAAAGACCCAAAACACCAUUGACAGGCAGAAGAGCAACCAGAAGAACCAUCGCCGCUCUCACAGCAGAAGAGCAGGAUCCAGAUGACGUCCCGGCGAAGAGGACCAGCUCAUGUUCCAACUCUGUCAGCUCUGAAGUGUCUAAUGCAAGCACACAAACGAGUCGGGGGAGGGGCAGAGUGGAGAAGAGGUCAAAUGGUCCUGGCCGGGUGUCCACCUCCAGGAGACAAAUGAUGGCUGUGGAGGAACCACCAGAGAAGGACAUUGGCGAUGUACUUUCAAGGUCCAGUUCUUCCACUUCCCUUGCUUCUGAGAUGUCCUGCAGCAGCCUCAGCUCUCGGAGUAGAGGCAGAGGUAGCAGGCAGCAAGGAAUCAGGGGCAAAUCAGAACCAGAACCCAGCUCGGUCCAGCCUAUUUUAAAUCAGAAGUCUGCUCCCAAGCCUCCACCAAGAGGCAGAAGGGGAAAGAAGACAGAUGUGUCCCUCAGUGAAGAUGAUGGAGAGAAACUAGAGGUAGAACAUGCACCUGCCACCAGAGGGCGGAGAAGAACCAGUGUCAAAGAGCCCACAGCUACAGAGCAGUCAAAUGAGAAGAACCAGUCUGCUGGUGAAGACUCUUCCAGCUUGGUCCAGCCUGUCUUAAGUCAGACUUCUGCUCCCAAGCCUACACCAAGAGGCAGAAGGGGCAAGAAGACAGAUGUGUCCCUCAGUGAAGAUGAUGGAAAGCAGCCACCGUCACCUGCCACCAGAGGGCGCAGGCGAACCAAUGCCAAAGAGCCUACAGCUGCAGAGCUGUCAAAUCAGAGGAACCAAUCUGCUGGCGAAGACUCUUCUCUGCCUAAAAGAACCAUCAGGGGCCAAACGGUAAAAAGUGAAGCCGUUGAGGCCGGUGACGACAAUCAACAGGCGGCUAAAGAAUACAAGAGAAAAGGAAGGAAGAGAGAGUUGGAGGCAGGAGGGGAAGAAGUCAAAGAUGACUCUCUCGCUCGUGUCCAAGCUAAGAGAAGAGGCAGGAUUGCUAAACAAUCUCUUUUCGACACGUCCAGUGAGGAUGGAAGUCUGCCAUCUGUCAGUGGUGCUGCGGAAAUUGCAAAGCCUCAGACUCCAAUCAGCAGCAAAACCCGUAAGAGAAAAGCUUCCGUGGAAUCCUCUCCCGGGACUUCUUGCACCUCUUCCCCGCCACUGAGUCGUCGACCACGAACUGCCGGUCAAUUUUAUAAGGUGCUGUUCACCGGGGUGGUGGACGAAACCGGUGAGGAAGUGCUGUCCUGUUUAGGAGGCACUCUGGCUAACUGCGCCGCAGAUAUGAACUGCCUGGUGACGGACAAAGUGCGCAGGACUGUCAAGUUCUUGUGUGCUGUGGCCAAAGGAGUUCCCAUUGUCAACACACAGUGGCUGGAGAUGAGCGGUAAAGCCGGGAGUUUUCUGCCUCCUGAAGCCUUCAUUGUGCAGGAUCCAGAGCAGGAGAAGAAGUUCAGUUUCUGCCUGCAGGAGUCACUGAGGCUUGCCAGCAGUCAGCCCCUCCUGCAGGGAUAUGCGAUCCACAUCACUAAGUCAGUGAAGCCAGAGCCGGUCUACAUGAAAGACAUCAUUACCUGCAGUGGAGCCACCUUUCUUCCCAAGAUGCCGUCUUCCUACAAGCCUAAUACUGUUGUGAUCUCCUGCGAGGAGGACUGGCCGCUGUGUCGCGCCGCCGCCUUGGCAUCGUUCCCAGUCGUCUCGGCAGAGUUCAUCCUCUCUGGGAUCCUGCAGUACAAACUGGACUUCGACACGCACAAACUAUCGGGCCCGCUUGAUACCCUGCAGCCUGCUACAGGCGGAAAAGGGCGGAGCAGGAAGAAGACGUAGCAUCCCCGAUCAGGAAGUGACUCAGCCUCCUCCUCGAGCAUCCCUUUUACUUUCAAACCUACCAUCCCCUCCAUCCUGUUGACAAGUACUUACGUACUUAAGUACUUUUUAAACAAGCAUUAUUUAUACCGUGCCAGAUGGGACUAACGACCUGUUCAUUAUCCCUGUCCUCUCUGCCCCACCUCAAACGUUCAGAGCAGGAAUUAACAUUGCUUAACAUCCGUUUUACUGGAGGCUCGUUGUAAUCACACGUUGAAGCGCGAGUGUAUAAAUCAUGUUUACCAAACAAGGGGUGGAUUUCGGCAAGCUCUCGACAUAAGAAGUGCCUUUUUAUACACCAAGAUGAUGAUGAUAAUGAAGAUAGCAGAGUGUCCACAGUCUCCAUUCACCACCACCAACUAGCUCCAUUAAGGCCCCAUGCAGUCCUAUUAACCAUGUACGGAAGCCGCGCAGCCGAGGAGGCUGACGCUGCUUCCUCAUCAAUAUCUUAUGUAGUUUGUCCUUGCUGUGCAAUCAUCCAAAGCCUUUUUAACUGCAUACGUCACUCCCCCUGUUUGCGGAUGUGGCAAGAACUGCACUCUUACAUGUAUCACUAUCAUCAUCUGCCUUUUAAAGAAAGACGUGUGAAGCUUCCAACCAUGCAUCUACGUAUAUGUCCACCUUGCAACUGAAAUCAUUAAAUAGUUUCUGUGUCUGUCUAUCAUAUGUUGCACUGUGG
Messenger RNA from Doryrhamphus excisus (bluestripe pipefish), 7574 nucleotides. Lineage: Eukaryota; Metazoa; Chordata; Actinopteri; Syngnathiformes; Syngnathidae. The record is from RefSeq and is a predicted model, not a curated record.